This is a messenger RNA of Crotalus tigris (Tiger rattlesnake), 1899 nucleotides long. It is a transcript of the gene P2RX1, whose product is annotated as purinergic receptor P2X 1. Gene Ontology annotation, biological process: monoatomic cation transmembrane transport; response to ATP. Bases 146 to 1339 code for a protein of 397 amino acids. Gene Ontology annotation, molecular function: ATP binding; extracellularly ATP-gated monoatomic cation channel activity; purinergic nucleotide receptor activity. The record is from RefSeq and is a predicted model, not a curated record. Gene Ontology annotation, cellular component: nuclear inner membrane; plasma membrane. Lineage: Eukaryota; Metazoa; Chordata; Lepidosauria; Squamata; Viperidae. The transcript has 13 exons.
UUGCUGUUGCUUACACAGGGUAAGACAACAGAGCCAGCUGAGAAGUCAAAGAUUAGCAGAACGUGAGAAAGACAAACUUUGGGAGAAUCAACUAUCAGAAGACUUUUGUCUGCAGCCAUCAAAGAAACCACAUCAACUAUUCCUUAUGGGCCAUAAAUUCACAGAAAAAAUAUCCUCAUUUCUAUUUGAAUAUGACACCCCAAGGAUGGUUUUGGUGCACAACAAGAAGGUGGGCUUAACCUUCCGGCUGAUCCAGCUGGUAGUCCUUACCUACAUCAUUGGGUGGGUAUUCCUGUAUGAGAAAGGCUACCAGUCUAAGGAUAGCAUCAUAAACUCCGUCUCAGUGAAGCUCAAAGGCAUCGCACUAACCAACAUUAGUGGCAUGGGUCCGUACUUAUGGGAUGUGGCAGAGUACGUUUUCCCUCCUCAGGGAGACAGUUCCUUUGUGGUGAUGACUAACUUUAUUAUCACCCAUGGGCAGAAACAGGAAACAUGUCCAGGGCAUCCUGAGAGUGAGAAGUGUAACAAUGACAGUAAUUGUAAUAAAGGACAGUUUCUUCGCCGAGGUCAAGGAAUCAUGACUGGGAAGUGUGUGAAUUUUACCCGUACACAGAAGUCCUGUGAGAUAUUUGGCUGGUGCCCUGUUGAAAUUGAUGACAACAUUCCCAAUCCACCGUUGCUUCUGGAAGCUGGAAAGUUUACCUUGUUUAUAAAAAACAGCAUUACUUUCCCCAGGUUUGGGGUUUCCAGACGCAAUCUUGUUGAGCGAGUUACUGAACGCUAUCUGAAGAAAUGUGUUUAUCACAAAGACAAGGAUCCACUGUGCCCUGUGUUUAAACUUGGACAUAUGGUGGAAGAAUCUGGACAGAAUUUUUCUCAACUUGCUUUUAAGGGAGGCACUGUUGGAAUCACCAUAAACUGGGACUGUGACCUUGAUUGGCCUCAGAAACACUGUGUACCUGUUUACAAGUUCCAUAAGCUUUACAAUGAAGACAGUAACGUCUCUCCGGGCUAUAAUUUCAGGUAUGCCAGAUAUUACAGAGAAAAUGGAAGAGACAUGAGGAUUCUGUACAAGGUGUUUGGCAUCCGAUUUGAUAUUUUGGUGAACGGGAAGGCAGGAAAAUUUGAUAUUAUUCCAACAAUGACUACUGUAGGUUCUGGAAUUGGUAUCUUUGGAGUGGCCUCUGUACUUUGCGAUCUGCUCCUGUUAAAUUUCCUAUCUGACCGGGACUACUACAAGCAGAAGAAGUUCAAAUAUGUAGAGCGGAAUUGUAUCAAUUCUGAAAAAGAAGACAUUGACAUGAGCAACUCACAAGGGAAAGAAAAGAGUUCUCUAUGAAACUGUGGAAUUUGAUCAACCUUUUUUCCCUUAUACACUGGACUUACUUCCUGAGAUCCUGUUUUAAAGAAUCAUUCAAUGCGUUCAGCACAGAAACACUGGACCCACACAAGGAAUGUGAUUUUAAAGUCACUCAGUCUGGAACACUUCUCACUUCAGUUAUGUAUUUAUCACAAGGUGAAAGGUGUUGCAAUUGUGUCAGUUUGUAGGAUUCCAGGGGGUGUAGAAAACAGAAGUUGUAAGUAAUAUUUUGCUAUCUUGUAGGUCUAAACAAAUUAUAAUGCCAGGUUUUUAUCAGGUAUUUGUGAGCUGCCUCAUACCUGCCAGGGGCUACUAAGUUGCUGUGGUUACUUAAAACUAGGCAGCCCUGUGGAAGGGCUGCGUGGGCUUUUCUCAGCUGAAAAUGCUAGUGCAAGCUUUCCCACUCAGUUUCCUUUCAAAUUCACUCUAACUACAACUCCCAGAAUUCUCUGUGGCAGUGAUGGCGAACCUUUUAGAGACCGAGUGCCCAAAAACCAGACCUGCCCCCUCCCUGCUCACCCGCAGGGCCACCCACCGCC